AUGAAUCGUAAUCUUCAACAGGCGAUGGCGCGCUCUGCGCGUGUCGUGGGCCUGGGAUUCGCCAUUUCCACUGGGCUAUUUGCUGCGCUCUAUGCUAUUCAGUACCGGAACCGCACGUCCAUGCCGUUCGAAAGCCCUAGAGAGUGGACAAUGUUGACAAAACUCUAUGUUCACCAAGCUCUUGAUCAGCAUACGCCGGAGAAGGAAGCUCAAUUCUGGGAAAAGGCGAUCAAUUCGUUGAUCAAACAGAACGACAGUAACCAGCUCCAAUCCAAAUCUGUGGAAUGGCUCGCUGGGUAUGCGGAUCUGCUGCGACUAUUUGGGUUAGCUCAAGCCAAAUCCGGAGAAGACCCUACUGAGGCCCUGUUGGCGAGUAAAUCUAUCCCGUACGGCUCGGCAAAAUUGAUAGAGAAGGUAGAUCUCGAGCUUUUCGAGCGGACAGGCCAAAAGGAAUACCUUUUAGAUGCGCUGCGCACCGAGCAGAAGAAUGGCAAUCUAAACAGCCUCGAUGAAGUGCGAAUUCCCGAGAAGCUGCACCCGGACAACGCAAAAGCAUACCUUGAUCUUGCUCGGACCUAUUACAGGGCUGACAACACUACCAAGGCCCUAAAUAUCUACCUUGGACUUCACAAGGCCCUCCAGGAAUCUCAAAGUGAAGACGUUCUUUGUGUGCGUCCUGGAGCUGCCGGGAUGGCGGGCCAAAUGCUGUGGAAGCUGGGCUACAAACAGGAUGCUACUCGGUGGCUGGAAAUGGCUGAUCGAGAUGCUGCCCAGUCUCAAACCGGAGCCUGCAGGCGGUGUCGCGAGCUAGCCGCUGAUUUAUUACGAAGAGCUCGAGAGCAAAGCUAA
This is a messenger RNA of Wickerhamiella sorbophila, 849 nucleotides long. RefSeq lists its product as hypothetical. The transcript has a single exon. Lineage: Eukaryota; Fungi; Ascomycota; Dipodascomycetes; Dipodascales; Trichomonascaceae. The coding region runs from base 1 to 849 and encodes 282 amino acids. The record is from RefSeq and is a predicted model, not a curated record.